This is a messenger RNA of Sycon ciliatum, 672 nucleotides long. RefSeq lists its product as uncharacterized. The record is from RefSeq and is a predicted model, not a curated record. The coding region runs from base 133 to 657 and encodes 174 amino acids. NCBI's taxonomy places the organism in Eukaryota, Metazoa, Porifera, Calcarea, Leucosolenida, Sycettidae. The transcript is spliced from 5 exons.
CAAGAACGACAACAGUCACAACAACUAACUAAUUCCUUCGUUACCUCGUCAGAUUUUGUUGCUUUCUCCUUUGGACGGGCAGUUUGAUUGAGCUAAUCCCAAGCGAGCUCUGGAAGGAGCUGAGGCGGGAAGAUGCUACUUGCUCACAGGCUGGCCUCGGCGAGAGCUUGCCUGGCUGGAAGAUCACCGUUGAUUGUCCGUACUUGCGUGACUUAUGUGCCGAGCAAGAAACCUUUCGUCUACUACGUUGAAAAGGACGGGCAACAGGUUCCUCUGGACUUAGAAAGCCCAGAUGCACCGCAGUGGCACGACAACAACGACGAUUUCUGGAGAAAAGCAGAUUUGUUUGUGCAAGACCAGCCAGAGGUGCAUCCGCCGUAUCAUCACAUGAAAUGGGCACUUGGACUUCUCGGCUUCGGCAGUCUGUUCUACUUCGUUUUCCUCCAGGACGGCAGCGCAGGGCGGGCAUGGUGCGAUGGUUGGACGAAUCAAGACAAGUACCUGAUGUUUGGCAUGGACCCUGGCGAAUAUCUCACCAAGGAGGAUAGAGAAGUGAUUGCCAAGCGACGCGAGAUCGCACGAAAACUGGUGCGUAUCGUUGCACGGCAGUGUAGUGUUCUGAACUAUCUUUGCUUGAAAUUUGAGAAGCCAGGUUGAUAGUGAAGCAUCCUC